This is a messenger RNA of Boeremia exigua, 1164 nucleotides long. RefSeq lists its product as uncharacterized. The coding region runs from base 29 to 1108 and encodes 359 amino acids. NCBI's taxonomy places the organism in Eukaryota, Fungi, Ascomycota, Dothideomycetes, Pleosporales, Didymellaceae. The record is from RefSeq and is a predicted model, not a curated record. The transcript has a single exon.
UCCCUUUCACAUCUCAUCACUGCCAGCUAUGCCUCGUGUGGGACGAAAAAGAGCAAGAGCGUCCCAACGCUCUGUGUCUCUUGAAGAGGUUCGAGAAGUGUAUCGCGCACUGCGUCUCAGUCGUCCAACUUCACACACCUCGUCACAUGCCCAAUCGCAGGAUGGGACCCCACGAGAAGAAGCAGCCCCAGCUGCUAACGAAGGCCAAUCAUAUCCAAGAGCAUCACUUCUGGGAAUACCGGCGGAGCUCAGGCUCGAAAUCUACGACUACCUGUGGGACAACACUUUGAUCCACAUCCAUAAACGACCCUCGACGACGAAGAAAGGGCUAAAGUUGACGUGGACGCCUUGCUUGGGGACCAAUUUAGCACAGCUCUGUUCACAUCCAUCCUGGGACAAUACGGUGAACCAAGAAGAACGAUGCUCCGAAGAUCCCAAGCGACCGGAUCCGACGCUCGGUAUCUUCGCCAUGAGAUUCGUAUGCAAAGCUCUUCACGACGAUUUAAAAGACGCAUAUCAGUACAAACCCACCAUAUCACUUAGUGCUACGAGCGUCAGUCUCUUCAUCAAAGACACACCACGAAGUUCCCUUGAGAGGAUUGAAAGCCUCACCUUUUCUUCUACGAGAGCCACACUUGAAAGAAGACAUAGCCGUUAUAGCGACUAUCCACGUACCAUCAUCCACGCGUAUAGGAGGCUAAGGAGACUGCUGCCAAAGCUGCAGACAGUAAAAUUCCAGUGGUGUCUACUUGAAGAAGAGGUCCAAGGCAUACUGGACGACAUUCGUAAUAAGGAUGCGGGCGAAGAGGAGAGAAUGAUGGCUUUGGUUUUCCGUGAAUUUCAACCAUGCACUCUGGCAGUGUUCGAUGCAUCAUACGGUUUCGAAUCGACUGACGAGUACCUAGCAUAUCCUGGGGUUGGCAGACUUGUCAUAAAACAAGGAGGGCGUCCAAGUGAAUCAACAGAGUGGCAUCCAUGGGGACGCAUGGAAGUACAGCACAUCACGAAUGCGAGAGAGUUUCUCGGUCUGGGUCCAGAAGUAAACCAGCGUCGCGGUACAAGCUACGGAAGUUUUUUUCGGGGAUGCCAGAACGCAUACUAUGAUUGAUCAGAAUAAUACAUACCUUGCCUCACCACUUUCCAGCUUCUCUGCGCAAUAUGGCG